UCUUUAUAUACUAUUAAUAGCUUGAGGUAUAGGCUCUAUAAUUGGGCUCAGAAAAUUAGGGAAAAGGGGGUUCAAAUCUACCUAGAUUGGGUCCCUGGUCAUAUGGGUAUAUAUGGGAAUGCUAAAGCUGAUGAAUGUGCUAAAUAUGGAGCUGAUUGGUCAGAAAAAGACCCUAAGACCUUUCUAUCUCUUAGCUUCCUUUUCAGGAAGCUAAAAGUAAAGGCCUUAGAAGAAUGGCAAGAUAUAUGGUGUAAAGCCAAGACUAGUGACCACUAUAAGCAAUUUAAAAUGCAACCUAAAUGGAAGCCAAGCCAGUUAAAGUUGACUAAACAACUAUGGUCAUCUAUUAUCCAAUUAAAGCUAGGCCAUGGGUACUUUAGGUCAUACUUAGUCAGGCUACCUGCAUAUAAUAGUGGAACCUGUAAUCUAUGCCAAACCAAUCAGGAGCAAACCCCAUAUCACCUAUUAUUCCAUUGCCCAGCCUAUAGGGAUAUCAGAUAUAGAGCUUUCUCUAGGGUAGAUAGAAAAGAUUAUAAUCUUUUCUAUGUAUUCUCCAAAGAGGGUCAGGGAGCUUUAGUUCAGUUCCUAAAAGAAUCAAAAAUAGCUACUAGGAAAUGGCACCUAGGAGCUAAUGACUAA
Rasamsonia emersonii CBS 393.64 is the source of this 639-nucleotide messenger RNA. RefSeq lists its product as uncharacterized. Gene Ontology annotation, molecular function: RNA-DNA hybrid ribonuclease activity; nucleic acid binding. The annotation marks the transcript as partial. The record is from RefSeq and is a predicted model, not a curated record. NCBI's taxonomy places the organism in Eukaryota, Fungi, Ascomycota, Eurotiomycetes, Eurotiales, Trichocomaceae. The transcript has a single exon.